Molecule: messenger RNA, 2236 nt
Organism: Sycon ciliatum
Lineage: Eukaryota; Metazoa; Porifera; Calcarea; Leucosolenida; Sycettidae
Exons: 8
Coding region: 3-1766 (587 amino acids)
Source: RefSeq, a predicted model, not a curated record
GCAUGACGUCAUGGUUACGUCAUUCGUUCCCUAAUGACAAUGAUCAGUCCACGAGGAGGUACGAACAACUGAUGGGUGAAUUCUUGCCACCCGUUGAUCAGCGGACGCUUUCAACAACGAGCAAGUUGCUACUGUCUGCUAUCCUUGGCGGGGAUGAGAGAGUGUCAAGAUUUGCUACAUGUGCUGAUGGUCAGUGUGAACAUCCGUCACCAUGCCAACACGGUGGUAAAUGUGUGUACGCUAGUGUUGAUGGUAACACUCCUCAGCUGAAGCAGUACAAGUGUCAAUGUAGACCUGGAUACGCCGGACGACAAUGUGAACUCGUUGUAUCAGCCUGCAUCACACGGAGGCCAUGCAUGCACGGAGGACGUUGUGAGCGAUCUGGAUCACACCAUUACGUAUGUCACUGCCCACCAUUCUACUAUGGACAACAAUGCCAGCACAGAUUUGGUAUCGAGGAGUUCGAAAACAUGACAUCGUCAAUGACCAAGUUUAAUCAUCGGCUCAACACCGUUGAGAAGAAAUCAGCACGAGCAUCUCAGAGAAAUGCCAACACCAUAACGACCUUCCUGCGUCGUCUUGAAGCGCGCCUCAGCACCAGACUUGACACACAAGAUGCAAAAAUCAGUCAACUGCUCUCCCAAAAACAAGCUACACAAGAGGAUCUGAACAACACACGUGCUAUGCAAGUACAAGUGGUUUCCGAUCUCAGAGCCAAAGACCGCACCCUGGAGGCAAUGUUCACGACCAAACUCGCAGAACAAGGAACAAAGAUAUCCCAUCUAACAACAGGACAGCAAACGAUGCAACGCCAGCUAAACCAGAGAAUGGACAAUGGCCUUGCCUCUGUGCGACAGCAACAAACUGCACUGAUGAACAGCCGUAUUUCCCAAUCGGAAAGUCGAAGUAACCAGAAUAUGGAUUCUCGUCUUGGGCAGCUUGAAACUGAACUAAAUCAAAGAAUGGAUGACCGAGAUUCACAUCUACAGAUGCAGGUGAAGAAGAACUCUCUCAAACUCGCUAGUUCAUGUAAGGAAAUUCAGCAACUCUCAGACUUCACAGCCUCCUCCGGUAUGUACAGGAUUGUCUCGCUGCACCUUGGGAACACAUCAUUCAAUGAGGUCUACUGUGAUAUGGAUCACUAUGGCGGUGGUUGGACAAGAAUUGCUUACAUCAACCCCACACAGCAGGGCAGUUGUCCUGGUAACAUGAGAUUUGAAAAUCUUCAAGUCAACCUGUGUACUAUGCCAAGCGGUCCAUCUUGUCAUGGUGCUUCAUUUCAAUCACCCAUUGAAUCGUAUAGUGAAGUGAUGGGAUUUGUGACGGGAUAUCGGGAUCAAACAUUGGAUGCGUUCUACGUCGGAUCUACUGACUAUAUCCCUUUGCACAGCUGGUAUAUGGAUGGUGUCUCUGUCACAUAUGGUUCUCCUAUGCGUCACCUAUGGACAUACACAGCUAGUUUUGACAACGCAUCCGCGAUUUAUCAUUGCCCGUGCAGUCCAGAACCCGGUCCACAACCUCCAUCAUUUGUUGGUAGCCACUACUAUUGCGCUGACAAUGGAGACGCUGGACAUUCACUCCAGCCAACCAUGCAUGGAGCAACACGAGUCAAUGUACUGCUGGUGGGACAUGUUGUGACAACACCGAUAUGCCAUGGUUUCAUCGUCAACUUGACACUAGUAGCUCUGAUGAAGUACAGAUCCGGCUUUGCUCUAGCUACAGCUUUGACGAGAACAUUGGCAUUGAUGAAGCUGCAAUCUUUGUGAAAUAGAUUCUGUGAAACCAUUUCCCUCCCUCCCUUCUGCGGCACCAUUGAGUUUGAUCAUGUGUGCGGUCAUUCUAUGUAAUUAUUUAUCUACGGUACUUGGACACACAUCAUCAAGGAACGAUUUGCCUCCUUUAUUCCUUCCCCACGCGGACCCCGUAUAUUUGCCUUCUCCCAGCCCAGCCAUACUGAUCUGCCUUUUAAGAUCAACUGUGCCUUGGUGUACAACGUGUGAAUAAAUGACUGCUUUGGUAUGAUAAUUAUUGUAUUGUACUUCAGUAGCUAGCAGUACAUCUGCAUCUCUCCUCGUUCUACUUGACUUACGGAGUGUUAGCGGCCGUUGUGAGCUCCCUUUGGAACCGACACAAUAAUCUACUUUUUCUUCUCCUACUGGUCUAACAUCCGUCCCAUCACAGUUCAUACAUGUUUUUGUUUUGCUUUAAGGAGGCUCCCACCUAAAGAAGCAAAAAU